Notothenia coriiceps (black rockcod) is the source of this 3725-nucleotide messenger RNA. RefSeq lists its product as uncharacterized. Bases 324 to 2396 code for a protein of 690 amino acids. The transcript is spliced from 6 exons. Gene Ontology annotation, biological process: carbohydrate metabolic process; skeletal muscle fiber development. Lineage: Eukaryota; Metazoa; Chordata; Actinopteri; Perciformes; Nototheniidae. The record is from RefSeq and is a predicted model, not a curated record. Gene Ontology annotation, molecular function: hydrolase activity, hydrolyzing O-glycosyl compounds.
GGCUUCACAGCACCUCUACCUACCAUUUACCAGAUUAAAGCUUGCUCUCUCUGUCUCUCUCUGCUGGGGACACUGCUGCUGCUGAACCACUGCAGUAGAUACCUGACAGCAACAUAACACAGUUUGGACAAAUCAUUCAGAAAUGGAGGCUUUGCUCAAGAUCGACAAAUAGACACCAGGCUUUCCUUUAUUUCUACUUCUGUCAGUGUGACAGAUAUUCAAUUUUCAGUGACACUGACAGCGAGUUCACUACAGCUGUCCACUCCAGCCACUCUUCCUCCAAAGCUGCUCUCCUGCACACCUCACUGCUGUAAAUAUUCAGUAUGUACCAGAUUGUGCCGGUGGCUCCUGGGGAGCAGCAGACAGCAGGUGGUUCUCCCAUGAAGAAGAAACUGUCUCAUGAGGGCCGGCCCAUGGUGUUAGCAGGCCUGUUGGGCUGUGUGUUGGUGCUGGCUGCUGUGGUGUCCUGGUGCUACUACUCAGCGUCCCUCCGUAAAGCCCAGCUGCUGAAGGCCGAGCUGCUGGAACUCAACAAGGACGGUUUUAUUAUUCAUAACAUGACGGGGGCUGUGGUCUUCAGUAUGACCUUCAGGUCUGGCACUCUGGAUCUGGACUCCUGCUCCAAAGAGGGAAAUAUCCUGAGCUGCACUCAGUCAGAUUCUGGCAAGCUCAACUUCUUUAUCCAGACUGUUAGACCAAAGGACACUGUGAUAUGUUACCGUGUUCGCUGGGAGGAGCUGCAAAGUAAGCGCUCAGUGGAGCACGCCAUGGCCUAUAAUGACUCUCAUUGGUAUGGAGGGGCGGAGACAGCAACACAGUACUGGCCUAUCAGAAUACAGGGAGAAAAGGAACCUGAGCCUUUCAUCACCAGCGAUGUCUACUCCAAUCGAGAUGCUUUCGGGGGUAUCUUGGAACGCUAUUGGCUGUCUUCGAAUGCGACUGCCAUCAAGAUUAAUGACUCGGUGCCUUUCCAUUUGGGCUGGUCAGAGAAAGACAGGACCCUCAGGUUCCAGGCCCGGUACCAGGACUCUCCCUUCAAACCAGCAGAGGGACAGCAGGCCUUACCCGAACUCAGCUACAGAGUGUGUGUGGGUUUGGAUGUCACCUCUAUUCACAAAUACAUGGUGCGUCGAUAUUUCCCAAAGCCCAGCAAGGUGCCAUCCCCUGAAGUGUUCAAACAGCCAUUGUGGUCCACAUGGGCUCUCCAUAAGACAUCUGUGACUCAGGACAAACUGCUGCAGUACGCCUCUGACAUCACCGAGCAUGGCUUCACGUGCUCCCACCUGGAGCUGGACGACCGCUACACUUCAGAUUAUGGAGAGUUUGACUUUGACCCGCAGAAGUUCCCCAACGCUAGCGGUAUGUUUGACAAACUCAGAGAGGACGGGUUUCAAGUGUCGCUCUGGACUCAUCCUUUUAUCAACUAUGACUCCAUCAACUUUGGUGUUGCUGUGGAGAAAGGACUGUUUGUGCGGGAGCCGAGCGGGGAGCUGCCUGCUCUGGUUCGCUGGUGGAACGGCAUCGGAGGAAUCUUGGACUUUACAAACCCAGAAGCAAGAGAGUGGUAUUCCUCACAACUGCAUAUGAUCAAAACUCGCUAUGGCGUCACGUCCUUCAAGUUUGAUGCAGGGGAGUCAAGCUACCUCCCACGCCAGUUUAGCACCAUGAUCCCACUGUCGGAUCCCUCCACCUUCACCCGCCGCUACACAGAGAUGGUCAUCCCGUUCAGUGAGCGUGCAGAGCUGAGGGUCGGCUACCAGAGCCAGGACAUCUCCUGCUUCUUCAGGAUCAUUGACAGAGACUCUGUGUGGGGUUACGAGCUCGGCCUCAAGUCCAUCAUCCCGACUGUACUAACGAUUAGCAUUCUGGGCUACCAGUUUGUCUUACCUGAUAUGAUAGGAGGGAACGCAUACCCCAACCGCACCACAGGUACUUCAGAUGGCAAAAAUGUUCUUCCAGACAGAGAGCUGUACAUCCGAUGGUUGGAGCUGUCUGCUUUCAUGCCUGCCAUGCAGUUCUCUAUACCACCGUGGGCCUAUGACAAUGAGGUUGUACAGAUAGCACAGAAGUUCACAGAGCUUCACAGGACUCUGGUGGCCCCAAGGGUCCUCGAGCUGGCAGGCGAGGUCCUUGACACAGGAGACCCAAUCAUAAGGCCCCUCUGGUGGAUCGCCAUCAACGACGAGGCCGCCUACAAGAUCGACUCCCAGUUCUUGAUCGGGGAUGACCUAAUGGUGGCUCCGGUGCUGGAGCCAGGGAAGCAGGAGAGGGACAUCUACCUGCCUGCCGGACGAUGGAGAAGCUACAAGGGAGAACAUUUUGAUAAGUGCCCCAUGUACCUUACUGACUACCCCGUGGACCUGGACGAGAUAGCUUUCUUUACAUGGGUUCACUGAAGACAUUAAAGGCACUUAAACUCGCACACACAUUCUGUUUGCACAUGUACAUUCUUGUAAGCACACAUGCCAAGAAGUAGCAGGAGAUGUUUGUUGUUCAAAGGGAAAUGACCACUAGGGGAAUUCACUGCAAGUUUUUGGCAAGAUGAACUACAUGUCUACUCUGUGGACUUUUUCGUGUAUAUAUUAACCGUCCACUCACAGAAUAACAAUGAAAUUUGUGUUCACUCCUAAUCAUCUUGCUCCAUCAUUAAGCUGAUCCUCAUGUGCCUUCCACAGCCAAUAGUAAAACCGAUCUCAGAUUGUAUCGUCACCUUGUCUUCCACCAAAGCUAGUAUGGUUUAAUAACAACUGUGCCAGAAGUAAUCUCACUUGUGUUUUUAGUGUGGCCUGAGAGGGUGGGGCACUGAACCGGCAAUACAUAUGCACUCAGAGGACAUCCCUAACCUUAUGUCACUACUACAUGUACUUAUAUUUGAGCUAGCGUGCAUUAAUUUGCAUUAAAUUCACACUAACAUGUGACUAAUUUCUUAAUUACAUUCUAUUUAUUAACUUAUUUUCUUUCAAUUUGUUGGAUAGUAUUUUAGUGUAUUAACAGUAAAGUCACAUGUUUAAUCUGGGGUAAUUGUCAUGAUCAACACACUGCAAAUAUGUACUACUAGUUUGCCUUGGAACAAAGGUAUUGUUUUCAAAGAUGCCAUUUUACUACGUGCCGUCCAUGUCUGCCUCGUGACAUUAUUUGCCUUAUCAGCUGAACUAAGCUAUGCCAACACUCACCUCUGCUCACAGUGAUUUAAGGCUUGAUGAUUUGUCCCAAUAGUUUAUAACACACUGGCAUCGCAAAGUAUGUGAGGAUCUCCCAUCUCAAUACAUGCUUGUCUGCAGUGAUUUCUGGGAUGAUAAUAUAUAGUAUAGCACUCCACUGGCUAAUCUAAAUUCCUAGCUCGAAAAUAAUUCUGCAGUAUAAGCUAGAGUCAGUAUUGUUUUGUAAAAUAUUUAAGACACUAUAUAUAGAACUGUUACGGGAUCAGAGUAUCUUUUUAACAUUAUUCUGAUAUUUUUGUCAGUUGACAUUUUUUUUGCAAAUCAGGAGCCUUUUUGUUGCGUUCUUGCCUUCUUGAUACUACCACCAGAUGGUGCCAUAGUCAUACUAGUUCCAAGCUUACAUGCGUUGGCUUUGACUUGUAAAUUAGCAACAUUUCUAAAAGAAAAAAAAGCAUUAUUUGGAAUAAUAUAACAAAUAUGUUUUUUAACAUAAAAACACUACAUUAACUUCUGUAAGAAAUACGUUUCUGAUACAUUUAAAGGGAUUUUGUUAUUAUAUUUAAU